GACAGACAGGAAUGUCACUGUUCAAUAAUGCCCUUAGCAGCCAGUAGGCCUGGGGUGCCAGGCACCUCAGGUAACUGUCCAGCAUGAUGAACUGAAGUGCAGUGGUCCUGGCCUUCUAGCUGUCUGUGAUGGCCCUGAGGGGACUGUGGCUAAUCAGCUGCGAACAAGGGGCCUGUGGAGCCGUGCUGUUCUCCAGGCGUUACCCCACAGUUGAAAAACGAGCAAAAGCCUUCAAUGGAGCAAGCUAUGUGACCGUACCAGAGGACAGUGUUUUUCUUAAAGCAUUGCUUUUUGAACUUAAGCUGACAGAUCCAGACAAGAACUUUGUGGAAUAUCGAGAUAGCUGUUCUCGAAUCAACAAGACUUCAGUGUAUGCGCUUCCAACAGGAGGAGGGGACCUUUGGCCAGUCCUUGCCUUUCAGAAGAGUGGUUUGAUAUAUGUUUGUCUUCCCCUAGUUGAGCAAUCCUUGAAGCCACGCCCACCCCUUAUUAGCAUUAGUGGAAUCUCACAAGCCUUCGCUGUCUUGUCAGGAUUGCUGGUCUUCAUUAACUCCAGUCAGAAGAAUGAAGCUGAGAUGAGUGCAAAAGUGGGCCAACUUCCAAGUUUGCUCAUGCAGGCCUGUCCACUUGGCACCCCAUUAGAUACAAACUUGAAUGGCUUAUUAGAUAACAUUCAUGUUUCUACAAACCACACACAGAAACAACCAGUUUGGAGAAUUAGCACAUACAAAGGCAAACCUCAGGUUAAUGUUUGUAUCACUGAAAAAGUCAAGUCCAUGCAAUAUGACAAAAGGGAUGUUGCAGAUAUGUGGCAAGUUUAUGGAACUGUGACUUGUAAGUGUGAUUUGGAAGGAGCUACAUCAAAUGUGACUGUCAGCUUGAACCUCCCUGCCAAUGGCUCUCCACUCCAGGAUAUCCUGGUGCAUCCCUGUGUGACUUCCCUUGACUCUGCAAUUCUUACUUCCUGUAGCGUUGAUGUCAUGGAUGAUUCUGCAUUUAGUGGGCCAUACAAACUUCCUUUCACUCCUCCUUCUGACUUAUUCAAUUUGUGCUACUAUACUUCCCAGGUGCCUGUACCACCAAUUUUGGGAUUUUACCAGCUGAAGGAAGAAGAAUUGCAAUUAAAAUUAACAGUUAAUUUAAAACUUCAUGAAAGUGUAAAAAAUGCUUUUGAGUAUUGUGAAGCUCGUAUACCUUUCUUUAACAGGGGUGCAGUCACUCAUUUGGAGUACAAAGUUAGUUAUGGCCAGCUAGAUGUAUCUCGAGAGAAAAGCUUAUUGGUUUGGGUGAUAGGACAAAAGUUUCCCAAAUCAUUAGAAAUUUCUCUGACUGGAACUGUGACUUUUGGUUCUAUGAGCAAAGAGCAACCAGUUGAUCCAAUUUGCAGUGGGAGUACUGCAUAUGUAAAACUUUAUUUUAGGAUCCCAGACUACACACUUACUGGAUGUUAUGCAGACCAGCAUUCUGUUCAGGUCUUUUCAUCAGGAAAACCAAAAAUAAGUACAUCCCGGGAAUUGAUUUCCUCCGAUUAUUACAUCUGGAAUUCCAAAGCCCCAGCACCUGUAGUGUACAGAACAUUAUUUUUCUAAUUUCCCUGUGAAGAAUUUUUGUAUUUGAACAAAAAAAGACCGCUAUCAAAAGUGAUGUUAAUAUAUUGUAAAGGGGGGGGGGCAGUAUUUUUAAUGAAUAUAUUUGUAUUUAAGUUCCUGUUUUGGGGGAAGACAUAUCAAUUUAUUUCAAUUAAAUUAAAUUUAUCUUGUUUGCUUUAA
This is a messenger RNA of Emys orbicularis (European pond turtle), 1769 nucleotides long. It is a transcript of the gene AP5M1, whose product is annotated as adaptor related protein complex 5 subunit mu 1. The transcript is spliced from 8 exons. NCBI's taxonomy places the organism in Eukaryota, Metazoa, Chordata, Testudines, Emydidae. The record is from RefSeq and is a predicted model, not a curated record. Gene Ontology annotation, biological process: endosomal transport. The coding region runs from base 129 to 1589 and encodes 486 amino acids. Gene Ontology annotation, cellular component: lysosome; AP-type membrane coat adaptor complex; late endosome.